UUGGUCUGAAAACUUAAUAAAUGACUGUAGAGUGACAGGCAAACAUUCUCUCAUUAGAUGGCAGCAGAUGGACAAAACAAUUUAAAGGGUGACACGGAGCUACUGCUGUUGUUCAUGUAAUCUACUUAUUCACAAAGUGUUGCAUUGUGUUCAGCUGAAAUCAGAUCAUCAUUGUAUUUUGUUUACUGCUGCGCUGUGGAAUGUAAAAUAUAUGUCCUGCGGCUCAAAAAGGCCUGAUUUACAAAAUACAGUUUAUUCAAAAACACAGGGCCAAAAACUACUUCAAAUGCACUUUUAAUUAACCUUAGUUAAUAAGGUAAACAUAAGGUAAACUUUCAGCACACUCUGACUAAACUUAACUAAAAAGACCAGGGCUUUUAUUUUUGUAAUUUUUCUGACCUGUGUAGAACAUGUAUAAUUGGGAGGACAUAAUUUUCUAUAAAUAUCUUAUCCCCUGUACUACUUUACUGUGGAUGAUACAGGUUUGUUUAUUUUUGUUUUUGAAUGUGAGCUCUUGCAAAACUCCACAGAGUAAUACAAUGAACCAAUCCCCACCAAACUCUCAUGAAUAUUCAAAUACCAUAGGCCGUGCUGACAGCUGUAUGUUGAAGUCCUAUACGUACACUGACUGAUGUACUGACAAUGCAAAAUCAUUCUUAAAGAUGUUCCACAUAACUAAAGCUCUUGGCGGCGUUUUGAAAAGUAUUAAUUCAUAAAUCAUCCUGCAUCUAUUUCCAUAACUAGAACCUUUAUGGAAAUGAAGACUGGGGCUUUGUAUAUCAAGGCUGUCACUGCUUGUUAAAAGCACAGAGUAAUCGCCGUACUGUAGGUACAGUAUCACAUUUCUAUCGUAAAGUGAUACUGACAGCCAUGAAAUCUUUUUGUGUUUUUUUGUUUCUAUGUGCAGUGACCGUGUCCACCGUCCUCGCCUCUGAAUUUCACCUGGAGGGAGAUUAUUUGAUAGGUGGACUUUUUGAUAUUCACUACGGCGACACUUCUUCUCAGAGUGACAGACCAGAGGGCAUUGACUGUGCCAGUCACACCUUUGUCCCAACAAGUUACCGCAGGUUUCAAUUGAUGAGAUUCGCUGUAGAGGAAAUUAACAACUCCACCACACUCCUGCCCAAUGUGACACUUGGAUAUGAAAUAUUCGACCACUGCACCGUGUCCCAGAACUUCCCAGAGAUUCUUGAUCUCAUCUCAGUCAAUGGUUCAGUGUUCCCAUGGGGAGAGCUACAGAGAGAUCUGUCCAAAUACUCCAAAGUGAUGGCAGUGGUUGGACCCUUUUCAAGCAGUGAGACGUGGACCAUUGCUCCUCUGUUCAUGAUGGAUCUAAUCCCUUUGGUCAGUUAUGGAGCUGCCAGCUCAGAUUUUUCAGAGAAAGUGAAAUUUCCCUCCUUUCUUCGGACAGUACACUCCAACAAGGUCAUCAUCGACGUGAUCGUUAGCAUCAUACUGCAUUUCAAAUGGCGCUGGGUUGCUUUUCUGAACAGUGAUGACGAUUUUGGCAACAACGGCCUGGAGUUGUUUAUAAGUCGGAUCAAGGACACCGACAUCUGCUUAGCUUACAAAACCAAGCUCAAUGGUCAGAAAAAACACUCAAGGAUAUUUAAAGAUAUCGAGGCCCAAGGGGUGAAGAUCAUUAUUGUUUUUGCUGUAGAUAUAAGAGCUGAGGCUCUCGUCCAGUCAGCCAUUCAGCUAAAUGUAACCAACAAGGUGUGGAUUGCAGGAGACACCUGGUCCCUGAAUGAGAACCUUCUCAAAAUGAAAGACAUCAGAAAUAUUGGAACUGUUCUCGGGGUGUCGCAGUCAGUGAUGACGAUACCUGGUUUCAGUGAAUUUAUUUAUUCGUCCAAAUAUCAGUCUUACAGUGAAACUGAAGAAGAGACAAAGUUUUGUAACCAGGUUUGCAACUGCAGCAGCCUGAGUCCAGAGGAGCUGAAUUCUCUGGACCCGUCUUUCUCUUUUGCCGUUUAUUCUGCCACGUAUGCUGUCGCUCAUGCUUUGCACAAUGUCUUGCAAUGUGGAGUUGGAAAAUGUAGUGGCAAUACUACAGUGUUCCCACACAGGGUUCUAGCAGAGCUGAAAAAGUCAGACUUUGUGCUUCUGAAUCACAGCAUUAGCUUUGACCGUGAUGGUGACCCUCAGUUUGGAUCCUACUCCAUAGUGUUUUGGAACAAGAGCGGUGACGUACAGGAUGUCGGUUUUUACAGUUUUCACCCAUCUGUCCAUUCUUUCAUCAACGACAGCAGCAUUGAGUGGCACACAGAUGGAGAGGUGCCGACUUCACUGUGUUCUCCAGAAUGUCCUGUAGGAUAUGCAAAGCAUCAGGAUGGAAUCCAUGAGUGUUGCUUCUCCUGUGAGAUCUGUCCUGAGGGAAGUUAUAUCAACACUACAGAGGAUCCUCACAAUUGCAUCUCGUGUUCUAAGAUGGAAUGGUCUGUUGAAGGGAGUACGUCAUGCAACCUGCGGACGAUAGAGUUCAUCCCAUUCACAGAUGGCCUGGCUAUAUCGAUCAUGUUCGGGGCCUGUGCAUUGGUGGUCAUCACAGCUUUCAUUUCUGUUCUCUUCACCAUCAACUACAACACUCCUGUGGUCAGAUCUGCUGGAGGACCGAUGUGCUUCCUCAUCUUAGGCUGCCUGAGUCUGUGCAGUGUCAGCGUGUUCUUUUAUUUUGACAAACCUACGUUUAGUUUCUGUAUCCUCAGGUACUUCCCUUUUAUUCUGCUCUACACCCUCUGUAUUGCAUGCUUUGUCGUACGCUCCUUUCAAAUUGUUUGUAUUUUCAAAAUAAGCGCCAAGUUUCCAGACAUCCAGAGUUGGUGGACGAAAUAUCACGGACAAUGGCUGAUCAUCACUGUGAUAUUUUUUAUUCAGGGAUUUUUGCUCACAUUUGGCUUCUUAUUUAAUCCCCCACAACAGUACAAUGAAACACAGUGGUACCCUGACAAAAUCAUACUUAGCUGUGAGAUUAAUUUGAAAACAUACUCUGGUUCUUUUGUUUUUCUUUUAUUUCUGUGUUCUCUUUGCUUCAUUUUCUCCUACAUGGGAAAAGACCUUCCCAAAAAUUACAACGAGGCCAAAGCCAUAACUUUCUGCCUGAUGCUACUGAUCGCCACGUGGGUUCUUUUUCUCACUGAAUACAUGCUUUACCGUGGUGUUUCAAUCAUUAGUCAUAAUGCUGUGGCACUACUUUCCAGCCUCUACUCCUUCCUAAUGUGGUAUUUCCUGCCAAAAUGUUACAUUAUUAUCUUUCAACCUCAGAAAAACACACCACAGUAUUUUCAAGGUCUCAUUCAGAGUUACACCAAAACUAUUAGCCAAUAGCAGACCAAGAAUCAUUUUGGCUGUUUAUGUUAAAUCCAUCCAUGCAUUUAUUACACAAGAGAUUCCCGACCACUGUGCUACUGCACAUUAACGUGCCACGAGAGCUCGUCAGGUGGACCAUAGAAAUGUAUCCAAUGGCAAUAGGUUUGCUGGAAAUUAUUUGUCAAAAGAAAAUAUUCUUCCACUAGGUGGCAAGAGAUGGCUAUAAAAGCAAUACAAAACAAUUAAAUAAAAAUAAAUAAAUAAAUAAGUGUAAUCCACAGCUGCUGAAAGUCUUUUUAUGCAUCUCCUGUGAGCAUAUCAGGGUUGUGUUCAACUAAACAGGCCCAGAUGUCACAUUAAGUAUAUAAAUUGUAACUGUAGUAAGAUGAUAGUUCUAUUUAAUUAUAUAUAUAUAUAUAUAGUAUUUCUAACAGAAACUUUGAGUUUUUCAUACAUUUAUGUAAAAAUUCAUGAAGUCCUUUUUGUACCACCAGGCUGUUUUGUUAGUAAGAUUUCAACACAUGGAAUGCAUUAUUAACACCAAUGAUGGUUUCAGUAAGGUAGCACAAUGCCAAUACUGUUGAGAUAUCUGUUCAUUUAUUACUUUCUCCCACUGCCUAGUUGCAAAUCCUCCUCUCUACCACAAAUCACCUGUGUGUGUUUUCACAGAAAAGUAUACAUUAGUUUCAGUUCAUAUCAAAUGCAUUAUUAAAAUAAAAGUCUUUGUCAGACAUGAUGUCAAUGCUGAGUAUAAUUUCAAACAUGUUAGCCUCUGAGUGAGCGGCAGCCACAGUAGAUGCAGUAAAUAAAUAAUCACACAAUCAUGUGGAGACACAGCUUAUUGACGAAGGUAAGUGUUUACCCUGGGUAUGUGGCUGUAAAUCAACCCCAUUUUAAAUCUGUAAACCAGUGGUUCUGAAACUGUGGUAUGUGUACCCCCAGUGGUACGUGAGUGCUCUGUAGUGGUAUGUGGGGAAAA
Molecule: messenger RNA, 4288 nt
Organism: Cynoglossus semilaevis (tongue sole)
Lineage: Eukaryota; Metazoa; Chordata; Actinopteri; Pleuronectiformes; Cynoglossidae
Product: taste receptor type 1 member 1-like
Exons: 6
Coding region: 871-3327 (818 amino acids)
Biological process (GO): G protein-coupled receptor signaling pathway
Cellular component (GO): plasma membrane
Molecular function (GO): G protein-coupled receptor activity
Source: RefSeq, a predicted model, not a curated record